Gambusia affinis (western mosquitofish) is the source of this 1646-nucleotide messenger RNA. RefSeq lists its product as uncharacterized. The transcript has 2 exons. Bases 199 to 1251 code for a protein of 350 amino acids. Lineage: Eukaryota; Metazoa; Chordata; Actinopteri; Cyprinodontiformes; Poeciliidae. The record is from RefSeq and is a predicted model, not a curated record.
AGAGAAUUACAUAUUGAACUGGAGACAUCUGUUUUUUGGACUGACAGCACCACUGUCCUAAAAUACAUCUGCAGCGAAGCAAAAAGGUUUCAUACCUUUGUUGCAAACAGAGUGUCCAUCAUCAGAGAAGCUACACAAGGUAACCAGUGGAGAUAUGUGAGUUCCAAAGAUAAUCCAGCAGAUGAAGCAACAAGAGGGAUGAAAGCAGAAAAUUUUUUGGAGCACAGCAAAUGGAUUAAUGGUCCUGAGUUUCUAAUCGAGUCUGAAAACAGAUGGCCCACGCUGGAGGUAAAGUCUGACUUGCUUCCUGCUGAUGAUUCUGAAAUAAAAAAGGAUGUGAUUGUUAAUGCUAUUGUUGAGGAGGCUAAAAGCCCUACCAGUUUUUUCAUCUCCUACUUCUCAUCCUGGAUGAAGCUAAAAACAUCUGUAGCUUGGGUUUUAAAGCUCAAAGAACUCCUCCUUUGGUUGUCUCAGAAAAGAAAAGAGUUUUCUGCCAUAACGCAUCAGUCUACAGAAGAUUCAAACAUUAAAGAGCAAAAGGUGUCACAAAAGAUGCAGCAGUUUAAAACCAUGCUGAAAAUGCAAUGUUUGACAUCCGAAGAUCUAGCUAGAGCAGAGCAUUUCAUUAUUCUCUUUGAGCAGCAUCACAGGUUUGGACCAGAGAUCAGCUCACUUGGAGCCAACAAGACCGUCUCUAAAGACAGCCGGCUGUACAGACUCGAUCCAGUGGUCGAUAAUGGAGUCCUCAGAGUGGGCGGACGUCUCAGAAGAGCUGCUAUGCCAUCUGAAAUUAAGCAUCCGGUCAUCCUAUGUAAAAACAUGCAUGUGGCAACAUUAAUUCUGCGUUACAUUCACUAUCUGCUUGGUCAUGCAGGAAGAAGCCACAUGUUGUCCAGGCUGCGUCGGAGAUACUGGAUAAUCAGUGCAAAUUCUGCUGCCAGAAAGAUCCUGUCUGACUGUGUCACUUGCAGAAGAAAUAGAGGAAAGGUUUUGGAACAAAAAAUGGCCGACCUGCCUCAGGAAAGGGAAAGACAAAAGUGGAUGAGACUGAGAAGAAACAUCUCUCCUGGAGACAUUGUCCUGAUUGCAGAUGCUACAGCACCCAGAGGAUGUUGGCAGAUGGGGAGAGUCCUGGCAGUCAAAGCUGAUGCAGGAGGCCUGGUUCGCUCAGUGCAACUUCAGACCAAAACCAGUGUGUUGGAGAGGCCAGUGACGAAACUCUGUAUGCUCCUGGAGGCAUCUGCAGACUGAAGACAUUCUUAUUCUUCCCAUUCUAUUCUUUCUUUCUUCUCUUAUAGGUUCAUCAUUAUAAAAAUGAAGAACAAAGAAGAAUUAAUAUCUUUGCAUUAAUGUAGGAUAUUAUUGAGGUUGUUGUUAGAAUAGCUCCUUUAGUUAAAGAUGUAAUUGUGAUUUAAUGCACAAUUAGGGGCUGGAGUGUAGGAGCUAUUUACCAAUUUUCAGUUAAAUCUUAGAAUUUAGAUUACAUAGUUUAUUUGUAUUCUUAUUUGUUUAUUUUCUAGUUGAUUUAUAAUUAGAAUUUUUUGUUUAAUUUGUUAUUUAUAAUAGGUUCUUUGGUUAACGGUUCGCUUAAUUGGUUAGUUAAUUUCAGUUUGGGAUGUGGGUGUGUCAUGGUAUAAAUGGGUAGG